AUGACGGAAGUCACCAAUCAAACCAUAGCACAAGGAAUAAAAAAGAGGCUUUCUCAAUACAAGGAAAACUGGGCUGAAGAACUCUACAGCGUUCUGUGGGCAUACAAGACAACUCCUAGGAAAGGAACGGGCGAGACACCUUUCAGACUCGCCUAUGGCACCGAAGCGGUAAUCCUAGUAGAAAUUGGCAUACCCAGCAUCAGGGUGAACUAUCUGGAAGAAGAAACCAAUGAGGCUAGAACAAGACUAUGUCUAGACCUACUAGAAGAAAGAAGAGAUGAAGCAGUGGUCCGAGCCGCUGCGUAUAAGAAACAAGCCGCAAGAUAUCAUAACAAAAGAAUAAAUUCGAGAGAAUUCCAAAAAGGCGAUCUAGUCCUACGGAACGCAGAAAUUGGCAGAGGGAACGCAGAAGUAAAGAAAUGCAAGCAAACUGGGAAGGCCCCUACAUCGUAG
This is a messenger RNA of Mercurialis annua (annual mercury), 453 nucleotides long. RefSeq lists its product as uncharacterized. The record is from RefSeq and is a predicted model, not a curated record. Gene Ontology annotation, molecular function: nucleic acid binding. The coding region runs from base 1 to 453 and encodes 150 amino acids. NCBI's taxonomy places the organism in Eukaryota, Viridiplantae, Streptophyta, Magnoliopsida, Malpighiales, Euphorbiaceae. The transcript has a single exon.